CCACAUCUCUCCACCUCAUCCCAGCACCUGCACUUACAUCCACAAGACUGCACACAACACCACACCCGAGUCUGAAACUCUGAGAAGCUCAUCGUCACCAAUUCACCAUGGUUGUUCCGGUGAUCGACUUCUCGAAGCUCCACGGCGCCGAGAGGGCGGAGACCAUGGCCCAGAUCGCCGACGGCUGCGAGAACUGGGGCUUCUUCCAGCUGGUGAACCACGGCAUCCCGCUGGAGCUCCUUGACCGCGUCAAGAAGGUGUGCUCCGAGAGCUACCGCCUCCGGGAGGCGGCGUUCCGGUCGUCCGAACCCGUGCAGACGUUGGAGAGGCUGGCGGAGGCGGAGCGGCGCGGCGAGGCGGUGGCGCCCGUGAACGACAUGGACUGGGAGGACAUCUUCUACCUCCACGACGACAACCAGUGGCCCUCCGACCCGCCGGCCUUCAAGGAGACCAUGCGGGAGUACCGCGCCGAGCUCAAGAAGCUCGCGGAGCGCGUCAUGGAGGCCAUGGACGAGAACCUCGGCCUGGACAAGGGACGCAUGAAGGCCGCCUUCACCGGCGACGGCCUCCACGCGCCGUUCUUCGGCACCAAGGUCAGCCACUACCCGCCGUGCCCGCGCCCGGACCUCAUCACCGGGCUCCGCGCGCACACCGACGCCGGCGGCGUCAUCCUGCUGUUCCAAGACGACAAGGUCGGCGGCCUUGAGGUGCUCAAGGACGGCGAGUGGCUCGACGUGCAGCCGCUCGCCGACGCCAUCGUCGUCAACACCGGCGACCAGGUGGAGGUGCUCAGCAACGGCCGCUACCGCAGCGCGUGGCACCGCGUCCUGCCCAUGCGCAACGGCAACCGCCGCUCCAUCGCGUCCUUCUACAACCCGGCGUUCGAGGUGGCCAUCUCGCCGGCGGUGGGCGAAGGCGCCGCCGCCGCGUACCCGGACUACGUGUUCGGGGAUUAUAUGGACGUGUACAACAAGCAGAAGUUCGAGGCCAAGGAGCCAAGAUUCGAGGCCGUCAAGGCGCCAAAGGCAGCUUAAGCUUAAUAUCAUGGCGAUUAAACGAAAAUUAUUUACCUAUUAGCUGGCUUUUGUUUUACAAUGAAGAAAAAAAAUUGUGUUUUUGGAGUUUACUCAGACGCGUAGCAAAUAUGAUGUGGGAAAAAUGUGAUUGGUUCGGUGUCAAAUAGAGUAAUUAGGAAAUGAAGUAUGGAUUUUUCAUUAGACUAGAACAAUGCCCGUGCGUUACAACGGAGUAUAAAUAUUCGAAUACAUUAACUUGUGAUUUA
Messenger RNA from Aegilops tauschii subsp. strangulata, 1282 nucleotides. Its product is annotated as 1-aminocyclopropane-1-carboxylate oxidase. Lineage: Eukaryota; Viridiplantae; Streptophyta; Magnoliopsida; Poales; Poaceae. The record is from RefSeq and is a predicted model, not a curated record.